UUCACUCUAUGCUGUUGCAGGACAAGAACUGCGGAUUUCAAUAAUAGUGCAGAAUAUGAACGCAAUGAAGCAAAUGCUCAUGUAUCAAAUUAAACGUGGGGCUUCAAAAGAGUUACAAACUAUUAUAGAAGCACAUUGUGAUGAUUUUGAAAAACAAGAAAAAGCUACUGAACUACUGUAUAGCAUAAUAAAAUUAGUUCAAAAUGAGGAUAUGUUCUCUGAAAAAGAAAUAAGGUACAUGAUUGCACAAAGGAUUCAAUGGUAUGGUUAUCUAACCCUGCAGUUAAUAGAAGAUGUAAUUACUUGGUUUAUGGAUAUGCAAUGCAAUUCCGACGCAAGUCCUGGAUAUUCGCAAUUAGGGAGCAUCCGAAUACCAGUAAUAUAUUUCUCAUCAGCUGGACUAUCAAGGUUAAUGAACUACAUGGAUAGUGUUAUGUGUGAAAGUCAUCUAGCACAUAUAUCGUCAGCUGUCAGCUGCUUAGUUGGGUUUUCAUGUUCUCUAUCGUGGACGAUGGAAUCUUGGAGUAUAAAAAAUGAGCGACAAACAUUGUCUAGAGAAGUAAAAAAUACAGAUAAAGAAAUGGAAUAUAAGAAGAUACUUCUGCCAUUCCAAAUCAAAUCAACAGAAGGCUUAAGUCACCUCUGGGAUAAGUUUGGAGAAGAGAAAAGGAGUGGUCACUUAGUAAAAAUAUCAGACACACUAUCGAACAUUUUCGGAGUAGACAUACGUGUUAAAACAUCCAUUGAUACAGAUCAGUUCCAGGGAGCAUUACAUGCAGAAAAGUUAUAUUCCAUGUCCUCAAAGAUGAAAGCUGAUCGUAGAAAGAUGAAGAUAUCACGAAUCGCAGGAG
Messenger RNA from Mercenaria mercenaria, 851 nucleotides. RefSeq lists its product as uncharacterized. The annotation marks the transcript as partial. Lineage: Eukaryota; Metazoa; Mollusca; Bivalvia; Venerida; Veneridae. The transcript has 4 exons. The record is from RefSeq and is a predicted model, not a curated record.